UGUCUACAAGGUGUUAUAGGAAAAUAGUUCGCGCAUCAGACACUGAGGGAAAUCUGUAUUGGAAUGAACGUAUGUGCACUGCUUGAAGAGUAGCUGAUAGUAAAAUUCGGAUAUUCACUCGAGCUUGCUUCAAAAUAAAAGAUCUGUUAUCACUGUAUUGUCAAUUUUCUUCGAUUAUCAACAAAUGAGACAAAGUGAAUCGGCUUCAAGUGUUUAUGUAGUCGAUUUUCAUACUGAUAACUGGAUAAGUGAAGGGGUUUCGUCUUGAUGCCGAACCUAAAUCUUAGGGUAUUUAAAAUAAGGAGAAUGUCCGGCCUGAUUGUAUCUAAAUAUGGCAUAGUUAUCAAAAGAAAAUACUCGAACUUUGGCGAAAAUAUUAAUCCAUUUUUUAAAUGCAUUUACAACAGAUUAUAAGACAUUAAGAAAUGGUUUUUGGGAUAAUUAUGAUGGGAUUACAACGAAUGGUUGGAUUUAAAAUAAAAUGUUUUCUUUGGAUGUGCUUGUUAUGUGGCUGUUUAGGGACACAAGCAUUUCAGACCUUUAACUGCCCACAUGCAUGUAUAUGCAGUGUGGCCGAUUUACGAGUGGAUUGUACAAAGAAGAAUUUGACGGCACUUCCUGAUGACUUGGACAUACGUACAGUGAUACUAGACCUAAGUUUAAAUGAAGUGUCCAGCCUGCCAGAACGUGCCUUUUCAAACCUCACACGCCUCGAAUAUCUGUUUAUGGUUAGCAACUCUAUUUCAAGUCUUUCAGCCAAUGUCUUUACAGGAUUACACAAACUUAUACAUCUGUCCCUCCAAGGUAACAAACUACAGACCGUCCCUGCAGAGGCUUUAAGUGACCUUCCGUCAUUACGGACCUUGCAUUUGGAUAAUAACCAAAUUACAAGUGUUCCAGACAACAGUUUUAAGACCCUAAGAUCACUCAGUAACUUGCGUCUGGACGUUAACCUUCUUAGGGCGAUACCGGUGACCGCCCUCAACCAAGCAAAGAAUUUAGAAGCUAUAAACUUCGAGUACAACCAGAUAGAAGAAGUGCCGGAUAAUGCAUUUGUGAAUUUAACGAACCUUGCUGUAGCGAUGCUUUCAAACAACGCACUGUCAAACAUCGGCGACCAUGCUUUUUAUGGGCUUCAAGUUUUGAAACUUCUGGACCUGAGUAAUAAUCGACUUACAGAAAUACCUGCUGCAAUCAACGACUUACCAGAUCUGUUUGAUCUGUCAGUUAGGGAAAACAAAAUAGAGUACUUAGCAGACGACUGCUUUUCCAGUAACAAAAAACUGUCCCUGUUGAACCUUAAGGACAACCCUAUAGCUUCCUGUGGAAUGAACACUUUCAGUGGUCUGCCGAAACUUGUAGAACUUGUUCUUUCAGAGGCUCAUGAGUUAACAUCGUUUCCAAAUCUUGCCGGGUCGAAUGGUCUUGAAAAAAUUACAAUUGACAGGGCCUCAAUAACAAGUCUUCCGGAUAAACUAUGCCAGAACCUACACGCACUGACUGUCCUAGAUGUUCAUACUAACCACAUAUCUUCAAUACCAAACAUGUCUGACUGUUCGGCUCUGACAUCCCUUAAUCUUGGAAAUAACGGUAUAUCGGAAAUAGUCGGAUCCCCACUGGAGGGCCUCAGGAGUCUGAAGGACCUCAUUUUAUCAUACAAUAAGAUCAAAUAUAUCUCAGACAAAGCUUUUGUGGGACUUCACAAAUUGCAAUAUCUAGAUUUAUCCAACAAUUUGAUAAGUUAUAUACACCCUAAUGCAUUUGCUGAUCUGAAGAGCUUAGAAGAUUUAAAUGUUGGUGAAAACCAGUUUGACAGUUUACCUACAAAAGGUUUACAACGGUUGCGGCAUUUAAAGACGUUCCACAAUACAAGACUGCAAGAACCUCUACCGUACGAUGCUUUCCCCCAUAUUCUCACUCUCAAAGUUGCGUAUGCUUACCACUGUUGUGCCUUCAUCAAUCAAUACAAAGGUGAUAAAAAUGUAAAAGAAGCCUUGACCUUUGAUGAGAAAGUCACGUGGUUAACAAAUCCUAAUGCUACGUUAUUCUACCCGGAUAGAACCAACAUAAGUUACGACUGGGACUCGGGUUACUAUUACGACGACUUCGAUCCCCCAUUGUACGACAUGGAACUCAACCAGAGCAUCCUAAACACGACACAGUUCCCACACUAUAACCAAAUAGAAACUAUCUAUACGUAUGAAAAUAUGGUUCGAAUAAAGCCUCCAGUGCGAUGUGAACCGCUGCCAGAUCCAUUCCAGCCAUGUGAUGACCUGUUCGGCUGGUGGUCUCUUAGAUGCGGCGUUUGGAUCGUGUUUCUAUUAGCUGUUUUAGGGAACGGAACUGUACUCUUUGUUUCUCUCACAAGCAAGUCUAAAAUGGACGUGACUCGAUUUCUCAUCUGCAAUCUGGCCAUGUCUGACCUGUGUAUGGGAAUCUAUCUAGGAUUUCUUGCCGUCGUUGACGCUUCAACAUUGGGAAAAUUUGAAAAUCACGCCAUCUACUGGCAGACGGGACCCGGAUGUCUAGUUGCAGGAUUUCUAGGCGUUUUAUCCAGUGAACUUAGCGUGUUUACCUUAGUGGUUAUCACAGUUGAACGAUUUUACGCCAUUUCUCACGCUAUGCAGAUAGGAAAACGUGUGAGACUAGGGCAUGCUGGAAUCGUGAUGGCUUGUGGGUGGGUGUUGUGCCUUGUUAUAGCUAGUUUACCGUUGUUCAAAGUGAGUGACUAUAGAAAAUUUGCAAUUUGUCUGCCUUUCGACACGGAAGAUGAGAUUUCGUUAGCGUAUGUCUGCUUCAUCAUGAUAUUCAACGCCAUUUCUUUCAUCGUCAUAGUGAUAUGUUAUGGUGGGAUGUUUAUUUCUAUCCGGGCAUCUCACACUUGGAACUCCAAGGAUUCUAUCGUAGCUAAACGAAUGGCACUUCUUGUUUUCACAGACUUCUUCUGCUGGGCUCCCAUCAUCUUUUUUUCAUUGACAGCAGCUUUCAAUUGGCACUUGGCCAGAAUAAGUAUAGACGAAGCAAAGGUUCUUACAAUAUUUGUACUUCCCUUAAACAGUUGUGCAAAUCCCUUUUUGUAUGCUUUCUUUACAAGACAGUUUAAACGUGACUGUGUUAAAUUGUGCAAACGAAUUGAAGAGUCUAGUAUUUCCCGCCAUUUUUCAAGCAGUGGUCUGGGCAGAAUGUCAGCUGUGUCACAUCGACAUCAUCCAAAUAAUAGUUGCAGCGGGAAAAGAAGCUGCGAGAAUUCACUUAAUGAACCGAGUACGUCUGGAGAAGCUUCAUCGUCAAACAAUCCUUCAGACGACUCUGAUCUGACAGUCCGGAAGUUACCGCUCACGAGAGAGGACAAACAGAUUCUGCACUACAUGCGUUCUGGUGUUCGUCUCCCGCCAUCAAGAUUAGCCUCCCCAACAGAACUUUCCUCACCAGAAAGCGAAAGGCGACCAAUGCUCAAAACCAGACGAGAUGUCGACUUGGAAUCUAGAGCGGCAACGUUAUCUCCCCGCCAGACUUUAACUGACGAAGAGAUAGAUAGUUCUCACGAUAUAGUUUUACACACGAAGGAGGGAAAUGUGUAUCUUAGCGCAAAACCAAAGACAUUUAAAAGUGUAAGAACCAAAGAGGGUAAAAUUAGAUUUCAUAGAACCGAUAAAUGUGCGCAAAGACUGUGUAAUCAUUCCGUAAAAUCAACAAAAAGAGUACAAUCGAUUCCUUUUGGGAGCCGGUCUGUUCAUUCCCAAACUGCUGACUCUAACGGCGAUGAUGGAAAUAUAAAAUCAGUAAACGAUAUGGAAUCAGAAACAAUAAACAAAGGCGUUGAUGACAACGCUAGAAAGAAAUUUGAGACUGAUAGAAGUAAAGAGCUUGGUUUAAAAAUUGACAACUUCAAAUCCAAACCAGUUCAAGUUAACAGUAUUUUUGAACCUGAGGUUACACAGCGAAAGACAAUCUCUACACAGACUGAAAUGCUUGUUCCGUUACGACACACGCGAAAGCCCGAUCUUACGGCGGACAUAACUAAACGAGAAAAAGACAAACACAUUAAUGAGUGGCGGAAAACUUCGCACUUGUCGUUUCUCUGGAGAAAUUCUGGAAACUUUGACGUGCUGAAUCAGAAACAGAAGUCAAACAGCUUAGUAGAACUAACAAGACCAUUGGCAAAUCUACAAAACGUAGCGACCAAGAGACACAGCUUAACUUCCAAACAUGAAGGCUAUAUUCUGUUGAAAAAUUCCAGUAGGGAUUCUGCUUAUGAAGAGGAUGAACUUUAUGAAUUCUAUGACGGAAAUAUUAAAUGUCUUGAUGUGGAAAAACAAAACUACAAAUCUUCAGAAAAGAAAACGAAAUGUGAUAAGAAUAAAAGUGAAAUAACAAAAGAGUAUAAUGGUUGCUCUCAGAAAAUGGACUUCUCUAUGGAUAGUGAAGAGAUGUGCGAGACUUCCAUGUUGCUGACUGACAGACUACCAGACAAUCUCUGCAUUCCUAAAGGCAGGCAAAGUUGUGACAUAGAAAGUGGAAUAAGCUCAAGUUCUUAAAUGAUUUAUAAUUUGAGCCGCGCCAUGAGAAAACCAACAUAGUGGAUUUGCGACCAGCAUGGAUCCAGACCAGCCUGCGCAUCCGCGCAGUCUGGUCAGGAUUCAUGCUGUUCGCUUUCAAAACCUAUUGAAACUAGAGAACAAUUAGCGAACUGCAUGGAUCCUAACCAGACUGCGCCGAUGCGCAGGCUGGUCUGGAUCCAUGCUGGUCGCAAAAGCACUAUGUUGGUUUUCUCAAGGCACGGCUCAUUUAUAUAUCUACUUACAGUAUUGAUAGCCUACUGAGUUUAAUGUACAUAAUGUUUUGUUAUUAAGAAUAAAAGAAUGAUAUCUGUAAUAUUCAAUGGAUUUAAUCCAAACUUUUUUCUUGUGUUAUAAAGCAAUUCAUCUGCGCCGUAUAAUUUGUCAGGAACAUAAGCAUUUCUGAAAAAAAUAUGUUGGUUUAUCUUCCUUACAGAUUUAUUCGGCUAUAUUUUUGGAAAUGUAAUUUUUCACCAGAUGGAAUGCUAUUAAUUAUAAUAGAUUAAACCUCAACAUUUUUAUCGAGAGGCAUUUCAGUUUAUGCUUUUCGUUGAAAUAUUAGCUUUAACUGAUAAUUUUAAUGUAUUAAAGCAGUUAAAACAUAAUUCUUGUUUUUGACUGGAAAGGGACUGGACCUGAAUGCGAAAUACCAUGAAUUAUAAAUAAUCUGAGAUUCUUUCCAAAAUGUGUUUCAGUAAAGAUAUAUUUGUAAAUAAAUUCUUACAGCAACAAAACAAUGUAUGCUCAAUCGUAUUAAGCUGUAAACGAAAUCUAAAAAUCUCAUAGAACUAUAUAACAUUUUUCAACAUAAUAUAUACUGAGCAAAACUUCCAAUUAGACCCCUUCAUGCCUGUCAAAGAUCCUAGCCACCUGGAAUAAAGAAGAAAACGUACUGAAUGUCACUUUUGAAUAUUUGUAUUCUUGUGUAAUGAUCAUGAUGAUAUUAGAGAACUUUAUUUCAAAGAAUAAUGACAAUUGUAACCUAAAUCACAAUGCUUACCUGACGUCGUGACAUUCCUGAUUCUAACAUUCUUAUAGCACACGCCCUUUCAUUGAGUCGCAUCCGAAGCAUAUUCAGUUUAAUUCAGACGUUUUCUAUUUUUUGCUUACACAAAACGCCAGGCUUCUAGAGACACACAACAAAAAUUAAAUUAAACCAAGUUUUAAGAAUACAUACGGCAAAAUCACGAUUUAUAAGUGCACGGGAUUUUCGCAAAAGUAAAAAUUAUUUUACAGAUAUUUGUGUAGGCAUUUAUGUCAAUAAAACGAUGUUUAACAUUCAUUAGCUUACCUUUUAAAAUAUAAAAAGAUAUCUACAUUCUUCAAGUGUCUAGUUGGAAGUUUUGCUCAGUAUAUAAAAAUAUAUAUGUUAUAUAUUUUGACUUUAUGAAAUUAUGACGUCAUGACACAACGCAAGUGACGUUGCUUAUGGGUAUAAUUUGGUUUAAACCAUUAAAAAUACUUGAUAAAAAUGAAAAUUGUUUUACUUGUUUACAUGUUGGCCUUACAUGGAAAUAUCUUUUGCUGCGCCACUUCUGAAAAUUUCGCAAUAGGUGUUCACUUGGUGAAAUAUAUUUCGAACUUACAUUGAAAUAAACAAAUAUCCUCUAGUUUAAAACAGUAGCUUUUAGUCAAAUUUUAAAGGUCUAAAGCCUACUGUUUCCCAGUUUUAGCAAUUUUACCUAAACUCUUAACUAUUUUUUUUUUUCGAAAUGAACAAAGUUAUUUAUCACUAAACGUUUAUACAUUCUAAAAGGUUGCAAUGUUCUAAGUCCAGGAAUUGAUUUAUAACAAAAGUUGUCCUUACAUUCUUAAAAAUAUCUUUUUAGGUUAAGUUAGCACUUUCCACUCAAAAACACGAAGCUAUAUCAUAUUUGACUUAAGUUAUUAAUACUUUAAAUUCUUUUCAAAUAUUUGUUUUAGUAUUGAGGUCAGUUCUAUUAGCAAUUAAUAGAAAGUUAAGCCUAUACUUUUAAAACAAGGACUUGCAUAUUUUGGUAGUUUUGAAUAUGUUAUAUGAAAUAAAUUAAAAGCGGACGCCGU
Molecule: messenger RNA, 6602 nt
Organism: Mercenaria mercenaria
Lineage: Eukaryota; Metazoa; Mollusca; Bivalvia; Venerida; Veneridae
Product: leucine-rich repeat-containing G-protein coupled receptor 5-like
Exons: 20
Coding region: 426-4538 (1370 amino acids)
Biological process (GO): G protein-coupled receptor signaling pathway
Cellular component (GO): membrane
Molecular function (GO): G protein-coupled receptor activity; protein-hormone receptor activity; protein binding
Source: RefSeq, a predicted model, not a curated record